AAAAACCGGAAGUUGUUAGCAGCAUUAGCUUGUUGCUCGUUAGCAGCGUUAGCUUGUUGUGUGGGUGUGUGAGGUGAACCUCUGAGGCUCUGCAGCAACAAUGUCUUCAUCUCAGUCUCUGAGAGAGUUUAUCAGAGAGCGGCUAACUGCUGCUGCAGCAGAAAUAUUCUCCGAGUUUGAACAAACCAUCGUCCGCUACGAGGAAGAGAUCGAUCGUCAGCGCAGACUGCUGGAGAUCAGCUGGAAACCACAGAUCAACUUACACAGAAUAGAACUCCCGCUGCAUGAUGUCAGCAAAGAUGAGGAGGUUCUGACUGACCAGCAGCUCUGGAACCAGGAGAGGACCUCCAGUUUGGACCAGGAACAACCAGAACCUUUACAGGAGGGACCAGAACCUCCACAGAUGAAAGUGGAGCAGGAUGAGUCAGAACCUUUGCAGGUUCUAGAACAAGAGGAGCUCUGCAUGAGUCAGGAUGAAGAGCAGCUUGUACUGAAGCAGGAGACGGUUACCUCCCUUGUGACUCCUGCGGAUGAGGACAGAGACCACCAUGGACCAGAACCAGACAGACACCACCUCCUUUUGUCACUGUUUCCUGAGGCUGAGAUCAGAGCUGCUGCUCCUCCAGGGUCCACAGAACUUCCACAGCAUCAUGUCUGGGAAAAGGAGGAGGUUCUGACUGACCAGCAGUUCUGUACCAAGGAGACCAGCACCAGUUUGGACCAGAAGGAACCAGAACCUCCACUAAUCAAAGAGGAACAGCAGGGACUCUGCAUCCGUCAGCAUGGAGGGUCGUUCAUUCUGAAGCAAGAAAACGUUACCAUCGUGAAGACGUCUCCUGACGAAACAGACCGCUGUGAGCCAGAACCAGACAGGAACAAACCCUUGUGUCAGAGUUCUACUGAAGCCGAGAACCAAGAUCAGGAUGGACACUCGAAUGAAAACUCGGCACCAAACAGCCACGAUGAACCGACACGGAAUAAAAGAAGGCAACAAACCAAAGAUCACAGAAACGGUGUAAGGUGUCGGAAAAUAAAAAGGCACAAGACGACUCGCAGAGAUGAGAGACCAGUUUCAUGUAAGACCUGUGGGAAUUCUUUCAGUUCCAAGGGUGUUUUAACUGUUCACUUGAGAACGCACACAGGUGAGAAACCAUUUAGAUGCAACACCUGUGGGAAAUGUUUCUCCCAGAAAAAUAACUUGAAAACACACAUGAGAACUCACACAGGUGAGAAACCAUUUAGAUGCAACACCUGUGGGAAAUGUUUCUCCCAGAGUAAUAACUUGACUGAUCACAUAAGAACUCACACAGGGGAGAAACCAUAUUUGUGUAAAACCUGCGGUAAAGGUUUCUCGGCAAAAAGCGGCUUGACUAGUCACAUAAAAAAUAAACACGGUCCUUCUGUUUGAUCUGUAGAGCAAAAUGCAGCCAAACGGUUACUUUGGCUUCUCGAGUGAAAAUCUUGAGAUGGGCGCACGAGUAAACAUGUUUGGAUAGGUUUUGGAAAACAGCUGUCUUGAUUAAAAUGUCUUCCCCAGUUGGAUCUUCCUCUUUCUUUGUGCAGUUGUUGUUCUCUCCAUCUCCCUCCUCUCACUGUGCUGGCAAACAUGAACAACAUCAACUAGAAAUACAAAUACAUUCAACUAUGAGGAUCUACAAACACAAUAUAUGGAAUAACAUUUAACAGAUGUUUUUUCUUUGGAAGAAACUCCUUAUAGUAUCAGUAAAUAAGUAAAACACAUUUAGAACGCACUUAGCGUAGCAAUGGCUAGUAGCAACUAUAAUAAAAACAUACAUAGCUGCCCAGACUACCAAUGCUUUUCCUGAACUUGUUGCUCCUUGAAGGUGUUGAGUCAAACAAAAUAUUACAAAAUAAUGAAGUUUACUUUCAUUUUCAAGAUCAUUGCCAGCCAGAGCUCGGCAGUAACUCCACAUGUGAUCAUGUGAUCUCCUCUGUUGGUCCAAGGCGCAAUCGCCAUUAACAAGACAGACAAUUACCGCGAUAUUACUACCAUGCGAGGCGGAAUGAAUACCGCUAAAUUUGUGCAUCACCAUGUCGGCAUGGCGCAUUUCUAAGACACAUCAUUGCGGUAACAUCACUCUGAUUUGCCAGCACGGUGUGUGCUGUAAACAGGGCUAGAGACCCCCAGGCCCCCUUAAGCUUGGUUCAUGCUUGACGCGUUCACUUUCCGCGCGGUGAUGCGGCUCGCGGAUGGAACGCGCUUCACAACUCGCAGCUUUUAUGGUUCGUGCGGCUCGUCUCUGCGGUGAGCCAAUAUUCUCCCAAACUGUAGGGGGCAGCAUGGAGCUCUACGGCAUGCACCCAACACUACACCAUAGAAGUAGAAAUUACUGUUUACAACAUGGCAUUCCAGCAUUUUUAACAGCGUGCUCGUCUUUUCCGACAGUGCGAGCUAUUUCUCUCCAAGAAUUAUUAACAACAUGUUGAUCACGGUGAUCUUUGAGAGCUGAAUCAUACAAAUG
Molecule: messenger RNA, 2483 nt
Organism: Nothobranchius furzeri (turquoise killifish)
Lineage: Eukaryota; Metazoa; Chordata; Actinopteri; Cyprinodontiformes; Nothobranchiidae
Product: zinc finger protein 37 homolog
Biological process (GO): regulation of transcription by RNA polymerase II
Molecular function (GO): RNA polymerase II cis-regulatory region sequence-specific DNA binding; DNA-binding transcription factor activity, RNA polymerase II-specific
Source: RefSeq, a predicted model, not a curated record